Molecule: messenger RNA, 881 nt
Organism: Xenopus laevis (African clawed frog)
Lineage: Eukaryota; Metazoa; Chordata; Amphibia; Anura; Pipidae
Gene: rarres2.L
Product: retinoic acid receptor responder (tazarotene induced) 2 L homeolog
Exons: 4
Coding region: 166-663 (165 amino acids)
Biological process (GO): inflammatory response; positive regulation of chemotaxis; regulation of lipid catabolic process
Cellular component (GO): extracellular matrix; extracellular region
Molecular function (GO): signaling receptor binding
Source: RefSeq, a predicted model, not a curated record
AGAGGAACCAGCUGUGCUCUGCAUGACCAAACACUCACUGUUGUUCUUGUUUCCCUUUCCAAAGUUCAGUUUUGCUUUCUGUGAAAUAACAUCCAGCUCAGGGAACAGAAGGUCAAACAGCGUGACGGGAACCAAACUUUGGGGGGAUCUGACUUGUAUUACAAGAUGGAGAUCGUGAGAGCCUGGAGCUUGCUGGGAAUGGUCUGUCUCCUUGCGACUGUUAGGGGCCAGGUACCAACAGAAAAGCUUUCUGAUAUACAGAACAAGGCACUGACCCUUCUGACGGAGGAUUUCCAUAAUAUAGAGAAUAUCUACUUGCGCUUCCAAGUGAUCUCUGUACUGCAGGCAGCAGAGGAGACGUUUCCAGGAGGAAUAUUUGUGAGCUUACAUGUCAGGAAGAAGCAAACUAACUGUGUCAAGACGGAAUUGAAAAGUAAAGACUGUAGAGUCAUAAAAGCAGGGAGGGUUUUCAACUGCUUCUCCUGCUUUAAGUUUGAGCACGGCAGCCUCAAGCUCCUAGCCAAGGCCAUUGACUGUGUGCCCGACCGUCAGGUGAACCAGGAAUUGGAGCAGAAGCGGCGCCAGAGAUGCAGAGCGGUGGAGCAUAAGAAUGAGACUGGGCUCAAGUUGCCUGGAUCGUUGAGCUUCGUGAAAGAUCAGUGAUCUGGGCUCCAUUAUAGGGACAAGAACUGUCUCAGUGAUGUUACUCAGCAGCUUCCUAUUGCCUGAAAUGCACCUCAGCUAAUGGACAGACUAGAGAUUUAGGGGGGGCGUCUGUUCUCAGCUGAUAUUGAUUUCAACUAAAAACAAUCUGUGAUACUGUAAAUCGAUUUUAUUUUCUAAACUAAUUUCAUUUCAGAAAAUAAAUGAUGUGAAAAAUG